This is a messenger RNA of Tachysurus vachellii, 1290 nucleotides long. RefSeq names its product DCN1, defective in cullin neddylation 1, domain containing 1 (S. cerevisiae) (gene dcun1d1). Bases 101 to 874 code for a protein of 257 amino acids. Gene Ontology annotation, cellular component: ubiquitin ligase complex. Gene Ontology annotation, biological process: protein neddylation; positive regulation of ubiquitin-protein transferase activity. The transcript has 7 exons. NCBI's taxonomy places the organism in Eukaryota, Metazoa, Chordata, Actinopteri, Siluriformes, Bagridae. Gene Ontology annotation, molecular function: ubiquitin conjugating enzyme binding; cullin family protein binding; ubiquitin-like protein binding. The record is from RefSeq and is a predicted model, not a curated record.
GAGAUGGGGGAGGAGGGAGGUGGAGUUAUACUGCGCAUGAGCGGAAGUAGAUGACGGGACAGAGGGGAAAAGCGGAAGAGGGAGUCUGGAAAUCACAAACAUGAACAAGCUGAAAUCCUCGCAGAAGGAUAAAGUUCGCCAGUUCAUGAUUUUCACGCAGUCCAACGAGAAAACAGCGCUGAAUUGUUUGGCUCAGAAUGACUGGAAACUAGAGGUGGCAACAGACAACUUCUUCCAGAAUCCUGAAGUUUACAUCCCGAAUCUGAAAGGACUGUUCGAAAAGAAAAAGCUAGAGCUGCUCUACACUCGCUACAGAGAUCCUCAUGACGACAACAAGAUCGGGAUCGAUGGCAUUCAGCAGUUCUGUGACGAUCUAAAUCUGGACCCAGCCAGUAUAAGCGUUCUCUUAAUAGCGUGGAAGUUUCGUGCCGCCACACAGUGCGAGUUCUCCAAGCAAGAAUUCAUGGAUGGGAUGACUGAACAAGGAUGUGACAGCAUAGAGAAGCUUAAAGCUCAGUUGCCAAAAAUGGAACAGGAGUUAAAAGAUCAAGGCAAAUUUAAAGACUUCUAUCAGUUUACGUUCAACUUUGCAAAGAAUCCCGGACAGAAAGGCUUGGAUUUAGAAAUGGCGAUUGCUUACUGGAAUUUAGUAUUGGCAGGACGUUUCAAAUUCCUCGACCUGUGGAACAAAUUUUUAGUGGAGCACCAUAAGAGAUCCAUUCCCAGAGACACCUGGAACCUCUUAUUAGACUUCAGCACCAUGAUCACAGACGACAUGUCCAACUAUGACGAGGAAGGAGCGUGGCCAGUCCUUAUCGACGAUUUCGUCGAGUUUGCCCGGCCGUACGUCGGGACCAAAAGCACGGCGGUCUGAGGGACUCUGAAGGUUGUCCCAACCUCACGCACUCCUCCACCUCAUGGUGGACCCGAACUGAGAUCUUCAUUGCCUUUUUCGACCCUCAGGAUUCAGACGCUUGUGUACAGCAAAGACAUUUCAGAGACGCGUCUCCUCUUCGUCAUCUAGAGGUGGUUUUGGGUUUUUGUUUUUCCUUCCCCUUUCUCAAUUUUUCAAUUUGGAUACGUGUGCCACUUCUGUGUCAACUGAAUCUGGAUCCACCUCUGGGACCUCAUGAUGCUUUUUUUGUUUUUUUUUUCUUUCUUCUCCUCUUUUUAACCUUCACCUGGACAGGACCGAAUCACCACAGACAUGAUAUCUUCGUUCCUAAGCCAGGGCUGGUUGUUUGGGGAACCUCAAGCUUCAUCAGUUAUUAAAUCUUAAUUUUAACAAUC